UCAAGGGUUUAAGGUUUAGGAUUUAGAGUUUAGGGUUUAGUGUUUUAGUGUUUAGUGUUUUCGAUCUAGAGUCUAGGGUUUAUCUAAGGGUUUAGGGUUAUUGUGUUCCAGAUAAGGGUAAAAAUAGUUUUUCAAAAAAGAAAAAAUUUCUAAUUACUAUUAUUUUUUAUAUUUAUUUUUUUUUAUUUUCAAAACAUAAUAUAACUUGACAAUAUUUUAUUUCUUUUACUAUAAAAUAUCGAAUAUGAAAUAAUUAGAACCCAAGAAUAACUCUAAAUUAAAUCAUUAUAAAACUAGUUUCUGAGUACUUCGAAUUUUAUUUUCGUUUUGUUAUUAAGUCAGUAGAUCUAGAUCGGCCGCUCGAUUUAGACUUACCGCAAUUCCAGCACAGGGGCCAUGUAUAGAUUUUGGUUUACAUACUCGUUUAUCUUUCGAAAAUCUUUUUUUUCAAUACAUACUUCGUUUGUUGCUCUGCAUUUUCGUGCAUUUCUGUUAUUCGACCAAAACAACCUUUGACCUCUGUUUGGAGACCAAGAAAAUUAUAAGGAGACUUCUUUAGCGACUUUUUCUUUUUGACACUUUGGGUUUGAUUUUAUCUUUUGGCCCAUUUUGACGAGAAAGGUGAGCCCACAACAAAAUACAACGGAACAGAACGUGAUAUGCAGAUUCCGAUCUUUUUCUUUGCUUUUAAUCUUUAGUAUUCACGAAAUCAUGAUGGACAAUCAUAAUUUCAAACCGAGGUUAUGAUGAGAUUGAUAUCGGGGACGUUCCCGUCCGUCAAGCCUCGCGAUCACAACCCUAUCUCUAAAUCGAAAACGUUGAAAACCCAAUUCCCGAUUUCUUCAUCCACUUCUUCCCAACAAAACUCCAAGGUUUCAAACCCCAAAUCAUGGUCCGUCUAUCUCAUUCUCUCGACCAAGGAACCCAUCAAAACCUAUGUCGGCAUCACCACCGAUUUCGCACGCCGAUUAAAGCAGCACAAUGGUGAAAUCAAAGGAGGUGCAAAAGCUUCAAGUGCAGGAAGACCUUGGCUCUGCGCCUGCAUCAUCACUGGAUUCACUUGUCUAAGCAAAGCUUCCUCGUUUGAAUCGAAAUGGAAGAUCUUCACCAGAAAGUUACCGAGGAGAAAGAAAGGCGAGGAGAUGAGUCAGAGUGAAGCUUUGUUGCAACACCGGAGGAGAGCAUUGGAUAAAGUCCACGACUCACUAGAAUGCAGUCACCUCCAAACUGACUGGAAAAUUGCGACCAGGUAAAACACAACUAACUUAUGUUGGGACUUCAGAAAGAGUAGUAGAACCCCAUGAGAUCUUGUCGCUUUUGAGGAACGCACUAUUCCAAUGUAUUGGUACACAAAACGUAAAAGCAAAUGUAUUAAAGAUUUGAUUUGGUUUUUGUCGGCAGUAUGUAUAUAAAUAAAAUAAUCAGCUUUAAGUUUUAAGAUUGUAAAAUUUUAAGUUAAAAAAUAAUAAUUGUGAACUUUAAAUUGGUGUUU
This is a messenger RNA of Brassica rapa (field mustard), 1492 nucleotides long. Its product is annotated as structure-specific endonuclease subunit slx1. The record is from RefSeq and is a predicted model, not a curated record. Lineage: Eukaryota; Viridiplantae; Streptophyta; Magnoliopsida; Brassicales; Brassicaceae.